Messenger RNA from Culicoides brevitarsis, 1070 nucleotides. It is a transcript of the gene Mettl2, whose product is annotated as tRNA N(3)-methylcytidine methyltransferase Mettl2. Lineage: Eukaryota; Metazoa; Arthropoda; Insecta; Diptera; Ceratopogonidae. Gene Ontology annotation, molecular function: tRNA (cytidine-N3)-methyltransferase activity. Bases 83 to 1048 code for a protein of 321 amino acids. The record is from RefSeq and is a predicted model, not a curated record. The transcript is spliced from 2 exons.
CUGAGCAAAUGUCACACCCGCAUUGUAGGACAAAGAAUAAUAUUUAAUUAAUAAAAUAUUUUUAAGAAUAAGACGUAUUUCAAUGGAAAUAAAAGAGCUUGAAGAAAAAUCACAGUUCGGAAACCGGUUUCUCACUAACCCUAAUGAUGUUUUUCAGCAUAAUUCCUGGGAUCAUGUAACAUGGGAUAGCGACCAAGAGGAAUCUGCUAAGCAACGUGUUUUUGAAAAUAGUAAUGUUACACUUAGUCAAGCACAAAUAGAUAAAUAUGAAAUGGAUGCUUAUAAGUUUUGGGAUGAAUUCUAUGACGUUCAUCAAAAUCGUUUCUUCAAGGAUCGCCAUUGGCUUUUCACUGAAUUCCCAGAGCUGGCUCCAAUAAAUACCAAAAAUGCUCCUGAGAGAGUAUAUCCCGAUAAUGCAGAGAUAAUUAAUAAGAAACAUGAGAAUAUUGGUGUCGGAGAAUAUAUGACUGGCCGAAAAAUUUUUGAAAUAGGAUCUGGAGUAGGAAACACAAUCUUCCCAAUUUUAAGAUAUAGUAUUGAAACUGAUAUAAUGCUGUAUGCAAGUGACUUUAGUGCAAAUGCUAUCAAAAUUUUGAAAGAAAGUCCAGAAUACGAUGAAAAAAGAUGUCAAGCAUUCAUAUUGGAUGCCACUUUGAAUGAUUGGAACGUUCCUUUUGAUGAAAAUAGUUUAGACAUCGUAGUUUUGAUAUUUGUUCUCAGUGCAAUCGAUCCAAAUAAAAUGGGACACGUAAUUAAACAAUGUUUUAAAUAUUUAAAACAUGGUGGUCUACUUUUAUUUAGAGACUAUGGACGUUAUGAUUUAGCACAACUAAGGUUCAAACAAGGAAAAUGUUUAAAAGACAAUUUUUACGUACGUGGGGACGGAACUAGAGUGUAUUUCUUCACCCAAAAUGAAAUUAGAGAGUUAUUCAAAUCUGCUGGUUUUGAAGAGGAACAAAACUUGGUUGAUAGACGACUACAAGUAAAUCGAGGAAAAAUGCUUAAAAUGUAUAGAGUAUGGCUUCAAGCAAAAUAUAGGAAAAAUUAAAAUACAAAAAUAUAUAAAUGAU